UGUCACUAUAUCACUAUAUGAACAGUAUGAAAAAAGAACACGAAUUUCAAUUUUUUUUUUUUUAUCUGAUCAUGUGCAAAUGCAUAAACAUCAUUGUUUAUUUCUAAAUUUAUCAGAUAAUGGUUUGCUUCAAUUAUAACUGAUUAUCAAAAUAAAAAACAUUUCUUGUGCGAGAAAGUACUUCAAAAACGUCUGAUAUUUUAAUUUUCACAAGCUUUUUUAUACGAUAUUUCAAGUUUUUCAUAUUCAAUAUAUUCAAUAACUUUGUGAAUUACUAGUUGAACGCCUUCCUACACAGUAGUUAUUUUUAGAAAAAUCAUGACUGAAAUAAAUGCAAAAAGCUCUACAUCUCUCACAAUACAUCAAAAGGAUUCUUCUAAUGUACAAGAAACGGUAUCUAGCCCUAGUUCAAGAAGAACUGAUUCUUCUGAUAACCAGAGUAUUGAAAAAGAAAACAACCAGAGCUCCAAUCAUGAAGAGCUAAAAGCAUCCACCGGGUUAAAACGUAAGGCUUCAACGGCAUCUCUUACGGAAGCUAAACGCAAGCGAUCAAUUGAGAAUCAAGUCCCUGAAGAAAGUAGUUUGGAGCCUGUGGAGCCUGAAGAUAAAAUUAAAAAUUUAAUAUUUCAUGUGGAUUCAUUAAAAGCAGAAUGUAUAUGGAAAGAUAGCCAGAUAGAAAAACUUAAGGUUGAACUUGCCGAGAAAGAAGAAGAAAUUAAAAGACUCCUGGCAACAAACAACCGGUACAAGUCAGGUCUUGCCUGUAUCAUUUGUACAGGUUAUUUGGCGAAUCCUUGCACGAUCAAUUGUGGCCAUUCGUUCUGUUAUUCUUGUCUUCGAGAAUGGUUAAAGACGAAUAGAGAAAAUGGUUCCAAUUGUCCCUCGUGCCGGGCUAAGAUUACAACUUAUCCCGUACUUUCAUAUGUCUUGAAAGAUCAGGUUGAAGCGAUGAUUGAGCAGCUUUCAUCUGAAGAGAAAAAAGGAAUCCUAGAAACUCUUGAAAAGGAAGAUCAAAUAUACAAACAAAUAUCUGAUCAUUGGGCUGGAAUAUUCGACCCAUCAGUUCGUCCACUAGUUGACGACGAAGAUGGUGUGUUGAGGUGUCCAAACUGUGGAUGGGAAGUGGAAGGUUCUGUCUGUCGAAAUUGCAGGCAGCGUAUUGACAUAGAGAAUAGAGACUGUGAUUCUGUCAGUAAUGAUGACAAUGACGAUGAUAAUUCGGAAAUUGAUAACGGGAUCGAUACCUAUGAUUCUAAUGACUCAUUUAUUGACGAUGGUUCUGAUAUAGUAGUAGAACCACAAGUUAUAGAUUUAUUUGACACAGACGAUUACAGAGAUUUCGACGCUGGCCAAAUGAGUCCUAACGAAUCAUAUGUCAUUGAUGAAUACGAAGGUGAGAGCCGGUCGCUCAACGCUAUAGUAAUAAAUGGUAGUUCAUCCGAGUUAAGUGAGUUAAAUGAGUUGGGUGAAGAGCAAAGUGAAUGCGACAGCAUUGGAGAAAAAAAUGAUGUCAUUGUCAUUUCAAGCGAUGGUGAAGAUGAUGAUGAUGAAGAGAAGAGUUUACGUUCUUUUAAUUCAAAUGGAAACCAACCAUGUUCUCCAUUAUCUCCAUUUGUGACUAAUCCUUCUUCUUGUGAACCAGGUUCAGAAGUUGAAUAUGCCGAGCGUAACUCGGAUAUUCAUAUUUCAGGUGAUUCUGAUGGUUCUCGUCACGUACAAACCGACGAUUAUAAUCAUGAUCAUGAUUAGCUUGCCUUAUAUAUAUUUAUCAUAAAAAUUUAAUUUAUUCCCGUAUAAAGGUGAUUGCUGCUUAAAUACUAAAUCAAUCAAUCAUUCAUUAAUAAAUGGAAAUCAUUAAACACGUCAAUAAAAUAACGUCGUAUGAUUUUUAAUAUUAUAUAUUUACUGAAUGCAAAAUGACGAGAUUAUAAAAGUUGACAUUUUAAAUGAAUUAUUAAAUUUUUGAUUCAUCUUUUAUAAAUA
This is a messenger RNA of Rhizophagus irregularis DAOM 181602=DAOM 197198, 1983 nucleotides long. RefSeq lists its product as uncharacterized. NCBI's taxonomy places the organism in Eukaryota, Fungi, Glomeromycota, Glomeromycetes, Glomerales, Glomeraceae. The record is from RefSeq and is a predicted model, not a curated record. Gene Ontology annotation, biological process: proteasome-mediated ubiquitin-dependent protein catabolic process. Gene Ontology annotation, molecular function: ubiquitin protein ligase activity; metal ion binding.